This is a messenger RNA of Protopolystoma xenopodis, 1386 nucleotides long. NCBI's taxonomy places the organism in Eukaryota, Metazoa, Platyhelminthes, Monogenea, Polystomatidea, Polystomatidae. The record is from the annotation of a GenBank genome assembly.
AUGUUCAAACCAGAAGAGCCCUAUGAACCCCCCACAAAUGCCUCGCAGUCAUUAGCCCAUGAUCCUGCUCCUAUUGCCGCCAUCAGCGAUGUAGAUUCCCCUGUCGUUGUUGCCCCUCGUCGUGGUCGUCCACCGGGCAGCAAAAAUCGCAAAAAAACCCUGGAAACCCUGAUUGAUGAAGCUAAUUUGACCGAAGAGUCUGGCGAUUUGUCUUCUCGUAAACAACGUAAGCGCAAAGCCGCAUCCAUUGAACAGUCACAGCAGGUGAUUAUGGAUUUUUCUCUUGCUGACGAGAGUGAAACUCCUAGUAAGCGUGGUCGAGCCGGCCGUGGUCGUGGUUCGACGCGCGGAAAAUCCUCAAAUACCCCCUCUAAUUCAUUGUCUCGCCUGGUUACAAAAGCUGGGAAGUCUGGUCAAGCUGGUACCGAACGUCCCCAGGGAUAUUCUUACUCUGAUCUUUUUGUGGAUGCAGAAAGUGAACAAGGAGAUCAUGCUGAUGACGACCAAGAGGAUGAUAUUGACGAGGAUGUUCGUCGACAAGCUGAGUUGAUGGAGGAAUCAGCUAUUGACGCAGACGAAGAUAGUGAAUAUGAGCCUUCUCUUGACGAAAUAAAGUUUACAACGCCACGCCGAUCUCGAGGUCGCCCUUGUGGUACUAAGGGUAGAUGCAAAAGCAAGGGUAGGCCAGCCACGCGACAGGAGGGAGACAUCAGUGCUGAGGCAGCUGCUAUUUCUCUUGCUUUGCGAAAACAGGCUAAGGCCCUUGUUAAUGGCGAAGAGGUAGAUCUUGGUGAUGUGGAUGAUGAUGAGGGGGAAGAAGGGGGUUCCACGGAUGAAGAUGAGGAAGGGGAGGAAGAAGAUGAGGAAGAUGAAGAAGAAGAAGAAGACGAUGAUUUACCCGUCAGUAUCGCCACUACUGGCGGUAAAUUGGAUGACAAUAUGGAAUUAUUCUCUGCUCGUGAUGCCUCUGUGCGGAAAAGGGUAUCGGGCGAUACGCCUACUGGGACUGGAAAUGCUGAGAGAGACAUUUAUGAUUUUGACUCGCAAAGUAUCGUGUCUGAUAAGAGAUUGCAAGUAAUACGUAGACGGAUCUCAUCUGCUGCCCCACGUGCGGUGGGAGGUGUAUCCGCGGCAGUCAGUGGCGUGAGGCCUCGGGUCGCUACUCGUGCAUCUGCUGAGCCGGCCAGCAUAGAUCCCUCCGGUGCCAUGAGUGGGAGCUGGUCAUCUAAUAUAUACAGUGCGAUCGCCCCGUCUCUCAAAACCCGAUCAGAAUUGGAUAUGUAUUCUUCUUUUCUUAAGAAUGUUUGCUUGAACGCCGAAUUCGAUCAAAUUAUUGCUGAUUUGUGCAAACCGAGUGCUCAACACGCCGGAUUGUUUUUGGGUCCA